GUUGAACACAGUUGAUUUAAGUUUAAUUGCUCAUCAGAAAUAUGUUGCUUUAUUUCGAUCUUAACGACCGAUUUUGAGAUAUCUGUCUUCACCGCUGCCCGGAGUCCUUGCAAAUUUGGCUGCCAAGUGGAGGGACUUUUCCUAAAGAGAAUUUUUUAUCAGUGCACUGGGCAGUAUGCCAGCUAUAUUUUCAUAAUCGUUCGGAAAACGUUUAGGGUUUAAGAGCUUAUGCAAAGUUAUGCAAUGUCUAAAAUAUUUCAAAUAAAUCAAUCAAAGUUAAAACCAAAAUAAUGUUUACACGAUGUUUGAUAAAACACUCAAGAAUCAUGUUGCGUGUAUAUUUGGCACGGUGUGGUAAAGAGCGAGUCAUACAAUGACAACACUCCAAAAAAACAGACGACGAAACGAAACAAAAAUAGAAACAACGUAGACAACUGUCACGAUUUAUUUUAAGUGUGAUAAAUUCACAAGGCAGUCUGAUUUGAUUUAUAGAGUGCAGUUUUAGACUAUUGAGUGUUAAAGCAAGAGAAAUGUCAGCUGCAGCGCGUGUUGCCGCAGGGCCAAUGAUGCUGUCCCGUUUUCGAGGCGCUAUGGUCGGUGCGGUUUUGGGAGAUUGUGUAGGCGGUGAGUUUGAAGGUGCUGUGGAUGUUCCUAUGGAUCGAGUUCUUCAGCAUCUCAAUAUGCUGGAAGAUGAAACACGGGGCGAUGGAAUUCUUCAGUACAGUGAUGACACAGCCAUGAUGCGAUGCGUUGCAGAAUCACUGCUUACCAGGGCAGAGUUUGAUGAACAAGACAUGGCUCGAAAAUUCGCAAAAGAGUAUAAUCUUGCCCCAGGACGAGGUUACGGCGGAGGUGUCAUAAAUGUGUUGCGAAAGCUUGCAUCGCCCCAUCUGAAGGAUGUCUUCCAGCCAGCGAGAGCUCAGUUUGGUGGACGUGGCUCUUUUGGGAAUGGGGGCGCAAUGAGAGCUGCCCCCUUUGCCCUGGCCUUUAGAAAUCCAGCCGAUGUGUGCGAGUUUUCACGGGUUGGCGCAAUGCUAACACACUCCUGUUCUUUGGGUUACAAUGGGGCAAUGUUGCAGGCCCUUGCUGUCCAUCUCUCUCUUCAGGGGGCUUUGGCUGUGCCAAGUGAUUUCAUCGAUAGACUGAUCUCAGAAAUGGAACAGGUGGAAAAGGAUAAAACAGCACAGCUUGAUGCUAAAGCGCUAAAGUUAUCAGAGUUUCCAUAUUGCACGCGUUUGCAAAAAGUGAAAGAACUUAUGAAAAGAAACAAUGUGAGCAUUGAGGAGGUCAUAUCCGAACUAGGGAAUGGCAUUGCUGCUUUACAGUCUGUGCCCACUGCUAUCUUCUGCGUUCUGCAUUGUUUGGAGCCAAGGGAUGGGCUACCGGAGCGAUUCGGAGGCCUGGAGAGGACAAUAGCCUACAGUUUGGCUCUUGGUGGUGACACGGAUACCAUCGCUUGCAUGGCAGGGGCAAUUGCUGGGGCACAUUACGGCAUCGAGUCCAUUUCUCAGACCUGGCAAAACAGCUGUGAAGGGGUGGAUGAAGCCGAUGUUUUAGCAAAGCGAUUAUACAGUCUGUACACAGCUACACAGUUUGAUGAGGACAGCGGGAGCACGAGCUACACAACUACUGAAUCGUACACACGUGAUCGGCACACUACAAAAACUGACUGACCCAGCAUACGGCCAUACACAACAUGCAGUCACACAAUCAAAAACUGGCACACAGUGUCGUAUGCACCUGUUAAUGUUUAUAAUAAUGUGAAGAGUCUUCUUGUGCAAAACUGUUUACAAUAAAAUGAACAAAAUCGUA
Messenger RNA from Paramisgurnus dabryanus, 1812 nucleotides. RefSeq names its product ADP-ribosylserine hydrolase (gene adprs). NCBI's taxonomy places the organism in Eukaryota, Metazoa, Chordata, Actinopteri, Cypriniformes, Cobitidae. Gene Ontology annotation, cellular component: nucleus; mitochondrion. The record is from RefSeq and is a predicted model, not a curated record.